UUUUUCCGUCUUCCUAGCAUUCUUUAGAGGACUCUUUUUGCACUUGCUCUCAAUUAUCCAUUCUUAAUGUUUAUGGUGAUAUGAAAAAUUUGGCUCCUCAAUAAACUCUUGUGCUGAUUAGUCAGCUCCUCCAACAAGAUCUGGGAUCUGGCGGUGUUCUUGGUGUCAUCAUAAUCCCCCUCUUUCCUUCUGUGGGAUUGCCAUGGCGAUGAAGCAGGACCGCCUGUGACUAUCCAGUGCUCUCUGCAGGACUUUUCUUUUAUGUUUUUUAUUCUGGCUUUGAUUUGGUGAGAUACCACGAGCCAAAAUGCUGAACCAGAGUGCUGUGAUGAUCUUCACUGGGAUUUGUGGGGCAUUGGUGGUCAUGGCAAUGGCCUACUAUGUCUACUGGUCUGUAAUAUUGGCUGACGGACCGUGUAAACGCGGGUUGUAAAAGGGUCCCACCGUGGUUGGUCAUAGUGUAUAGAGAGGAGCCUACUCAGCUCUCCAGGCUCCUCAGCCAUGGCUCUGCUGGCCCACCUAAAGAGCCUGUUCAUCCUGCAGUUGCUGAUGGGCUUUGUGUUUGUGGUAAGCGGCCUCAUCAUAAACUUCAUUCAGCUCUGCACCUGCAUCCUCUGGCCAAUCAACAAGCAGCUCUACCGCACAAUCAACUGCCGGCUCGCCUACUCCCUAUGGAGUCAGCUGGUGAUGCUGCUGGAGUGGUGGUCAGGCACAGAAUGCACCGUAUACACUGACCAAGCUACGGUGGACAAGUUUGGCAAAGAGCAUGUCAUCACCAUCCUCAACCACAACUAUGAAAUCGAUUUCCUCUGUGGCUGGACCAUGUGUGAAAGAUAUGGCGUCCUAGGGAGUUCAAAGGUCCUAGCCAAACAUGAGCUACUGAAGGUUCCUCUAAUUGGCUGGACCUGGUACUUCCUAGAAAUAGUCUUUUGCAAAAGAAAAUGGGAGGAGGACCGAAAUACUGUCUUCAAAGGACUGAGUAGGCUCAAAGACUAUCCUGAAUAUAUGUGGUUUCUGCUGUAUUGCGAGGGGACCCGCUUUACAGAGACCAAGCACCAAAUCAGUAUGCAGGUUGCAGAGAGUAAAGGCCUGCCCAAGCUCAAGUACCACCUAUUACCCAGAACCAAAGGAUUCACCACCACACUGCAAUGUCUUAAGGGCACAGUAACUGCUGUGUAUGAUGUGACUCUAAACUUCAAAGACAACCAGACACCCACUCUACUGGGCAUCGUCAAUGGCAAGAAAUACAAAGCUGACUUGAGUGUGAGGCGGUUUCCUGUGGAGGAUAUACCAGAGGAUGAGCAAGAGUGCGCCAUCUGGCUGCACAAGCUCUACCAAGAGAAGGACGCCUUACAGGAAUUCUACAAAAAGGAAGGCAAGUUCCCCGGACCCACAAUAAUUCCACCUCGCAGGCCAUGGACGCUACUGAACUUCCUGUUUUGGGCCACCCUGCUACUUUCGCCCCUCAUUAACUUUGCUUGCGGAGUGGUCGUCAGUGGCUCCCCCCUCCUCAUCAUUGGCUUUAUCAUCUUUCUCAUCAUAGCCUCGAUAGCUAUCCGCCGCCUCAUCGGGGUCACCGAGGUGAAGAAAACAGGCUCUAGUUACGGCAACCCAGAGGCCAAGAAACAAAACUAAAGAGUGUCACUCCCCUCCCCCCCAGCCCCCCACCCCCGUCCGUGUACGGCCGUUUCUGUGCGGUCCUGCGGUUUCUCGCCCCUACCCAACUCCAUUCUCCUCCUACUGUUAAGUCAGUUGGCAGGCCAGGGAUGAGACGCAGCUGCAUAAAACAUAAUAGAGACCGGAUUUAGAAAUACUAAUGGCACUAGAGUGAGUGAAAACACGUAAGGUCUGGGGUUUAAGCUCUAUGAUGUAACACAGAACAUAAGGAGGGGGAGAUGCAGUACGGUAUUCCCCUGCAUCUUUCUUAAUCCAGCUAGCAACCCACUGUCUACAUCCAAGUCCAAUUAAAUCCCGGUAACCUCCGAGGUUAAGCUUCUAACCUGUCUGGGGUCACAUGGACAGCCAGUCAGCCUAUUUCCUGCUCUGGUUUACCUACCUUCACUUCCUGUCAGUCUUCAGCCAUUCAGGGGGGGGUUGGUCUGCUCAUUCUUUUUGACACAGAACACAAGGCGAUCCGUAUCUGAUCUGUUUAAUCUUAACUAUCCAGGGGCAGUGUGUUUCUGCAACAGCAGUCCGUAACAUGCAAGACAUCUCCCUUCCUUUUUUUUCACGCUCACAAGUUGGGAACCGGUGCCUUGUGGCCCAGCCUGGUUUCCUUAAUGUAAAGGGUUGCCCAAAUCAAUAAAUAUUUAGCCUGGUGGAUAGUUUGGGUUUUUAUGUGCCAUGGGUCUGACACUUCUACUGCCACUCUAUGUUGUCCAUGGUGCUCAAAUCAUUGUAAAAGUACAUUUAAAAAAACUUAACAGCAGUGCUCCAUCCAGAAUAAAUAUCUCUGUUGCUCAGGAUAAUUUAUGACAAUUUUCAUCAGUUACUAUGUGUCAAUUGUAAAAACAAUAGUGAGAACUUACCACAUUGGGUUAUCCAAGUAGUAGGCACAUUUAUUUCUGCGAAGAGACAUUGCACUUUAAUUUCUCAAAUAUUUUAAAUAAUUUGAGCACCACCAAUGACAUUCAGUUCAGCCUAACCUAUUGUAAUAGGUUAAGGAGCAGAGAUCUCAAAAUAUAAAUCCCACAUCAUACCCCCGGCUGGAUAUUAUUGUCUCGUUAUCUUUGUGAACUGACCCCUUAACAACGUGGCCUAGAGAGGCUGGUGUCUGCUAAACUACAGCAAAGGCUUUCUGAAUCUUUAUCAAGAGCACUUACCACCUGUCACAGGUCUCAUUUGUAGCCCAUAGCACCCCAACACCCACAGAUUCAUCCAGACAUUUAGGCCAUUUUCCCAGUUUCUAUUCCCAUUUUCACUAUUUGUUUUCCACAAAUAGGAAUGUGCAUACAUAUUAUUGUUCAUUUAUAAAACAUGGUUGGAAGCUUUCUGGCCCCCUUAAAUGGGAUGGUAAUUCAACCAGCAACCUUAGUCCAAACACUGAAGCUGUUCAAGCUACUCCAUUUCCCUCCCCCUCCUCUGCCAGUGUUGACAGUUACAAUGCGCCAACUGUCUUCAUGUAGCCUCUCAGCUGUUAGCAUAUUAUUUUUUCUGUCCACAUGUUGACUGUAGUAGUGAUUUUUCAACCUUUGCCUUAAAUCAAGCUUGCUCAGGCAAGGGAUUGCUUAUUCGCCACCCCUUUAAAACAGCACCCACCUCCUAUCCCGCCUAUACCUCUGUGUCAUGUUUUCAAUAUUCAUGCUCUUCCUCCCAUUACAGUGCAUAAAGGGCAGCGUGCUUUCGUUUGGUUCGAUUACCAAAGCAAAUGAUUCAAUAAAAACCAUUGUUAGUCUUUAAAGUUGAAAGCUAGCAAGUUGUUGCUUUUGUUAAAGGCAUCCUUGUACCUGUACAUAAUCGUUAGUUAAAGAAAGCUGCUUCCACAUCGUGUGCAGGCAACUUCUUUUCUUUGGAUGUCCUAGCCAUUGUAGGUGCACAGCUCCAACUCUGAGAUGACUGAAUUUUAGAAUGGUGAAAUGUAUGGCUUGUUUUUAACUGCAAGAAAUUAAACUUUGGCUGCUGCAGUACUUGAGUGUAUCUCUUCCAGUGUUUAAAGCCACGUCUCCUGGUCCAAAAUGCAAACAAUGGUAGCAAGACAUGGAGGGUAUUUUCUGCGUCCUGCACCCCUCCCCCACACCCAACCCUCCUUUCGUGCCACAUGUAGCGUUAAUCAUAUAUUUUGUUGGUUUUAAUUUUUUACUCCACAGCAAAAUGCGCUAUGUGUGUACUUCAUCUCUCUGUAGUUAUCUCAACCCAGACAGAUUUCAUGCAAGCCUUAAUAGACAGUGCUGCUUAUCUUUUGUGUGAAAAUGUAGAAGCAAACCGAGUCCCCGUGGUAGGUUGAAAAUUGAAAACCUUCCUCGGGUAUAGCAAGCAAGUUGCUGGGAUUAGUUGCCAAACAGCUUGUUCUAAAGUUUAAACAUUGACAACUAAAGAGAAAUGAGAAGUGAAGUCUGCUGUCAGAGUUCUGUUUGUAACCAAUUCACAUUUUUACAAGACGAUACUUUGAGUUGUUCUAAUAUUGUUAAAAUAUUUUCUUGGACUGUUAUCUUUAACCUCAAGAGAUCUGAUCAGUUACCAAUGCAGUCCAACUCUUCUUGUUAACAUCAUAUUCCAAAGCAAAAAGGAUGCUGAGACGUUUAGACAAGUAUCUGGAAAACCUUUCUAUAUUGGAUGUUUUUUAUUCAGUAAAGAAAUAUAACCAUAACUUGUGGUUGUGUUUUCUGAGGUCAAUGUAAACGAAUAACUAACUUACAGAUUGACACCACUUAAUGACAUUUUUAAAUCUUAAAGAUAAUUGAGUUAGUUGCACCUCUUGUGUCAGUUUUUGUUUUGUUUUCUAAGGCUAUUUUUAUGUUUUCUUCAAUUUAAACACUUGAGAAUAUUAAAGGAUGUAAUCACAAAGCAA
Molecule: messenger RNA, 4507 nt
Organism: Etheostoma spectabile (orangethroat darter)
Lineage: Eukaryota; Metazoa; Chordata; Actinopteri; Perciformes; Percidae
Gene: agpat3
Product: 1-acylglycerol-3-phosphate O-acyltransferase 3
Exons: 10
Coding region: 502-1635 (377 amino acids)
Cellular component (GO): endoplasmic reticulum; endomembrane system
Molecular function (GO): 1-acylglycerol-3-phosphate O-acyltransferase activity
Source: RefSeq, a predicted model, not a curated record